Molecule: messenger RNA, 390 nt
Organism: Penicillium hordei
Lineage: Eukaryota; Fungi; Ascomycota; Eurotiomycetes; Eurotiales; Aspergillaceae
Exons: 2
Coding region: 1-390 (129 amino acids)
Source: RefSeq, a predicted model, not a curated record
AUGUCUGUUAUGCUAGACAACACUUCAGCCCCGCUCUUUGAGAUUGCACGCACUGUGUUUCAGGCCGGCUACCAGCGCCUCAUUGACGACAUCUUGCACAUUGGAUUAUCGCUUGAGGACGAACUCAAUGACAGGGUGGGUCAGCUCCAUCUAUCAUUGGAGCAGCUGAAACGAGCCAGACGGAUGAUGGCCAUUGAUUGCUCGACAAGUGAGCUUCUGCAUGUUGUCCCUAUUAGAUUUCUCACCGUUCUGAUCGACCACCCCGGACAGGACCCAAUGUCCGAGGAGCCCGCUGAUGUUGCCUGCAACCUUGAGACUCAGUCAUUCCUCUGGGACUUAGGUAUGCCUUUCCCUGUGACGAUCUCCUACACUGAGGAUUCCGCCCUCUAG